Molecule: messenger RNA, 2076 nt
Organism: Oncorhynchus keta (chum salmon)
Lineage: Eukaryota; Metazoa; Chordata; Actinopteri; Salmoniformes; Salmonidae
Gene: zrsr2
Product: zinc finger (CCCH type), RNA-binding motif and serine/arginine rich 2
Exons: 11
Coding region: 214-2076 (620 amino acids)
Biological process (GO): mRNA splicing, via spliceosome
Cellular component (GO): U2AF complex; spliceosomal complex
Molecular function (GO): pre-mRNA 3'-splice site binding; metal ion binding
Source: RefSeq, a predicted model, not a curated record
UGACCAGGAAGUGAUUUAUCAUCGAACAAUCUAAAAAUUAAUGCGUUCGCUGAACAUUUUCGAAGAUAAAUGUAAAAGUUUAUGGCAACAGUACAACGGAACGGUUCAUACGGUGCAAGUCAUUUUCGUUUGAAACGAGUUUGACAAACAUUUCAAACGAAGAGGGACAUUUUCAACUUUGACCCCUGACGAAUUGAAUGAGUUUUCUGCAAAAUGGCAGCAUCAAUACCUUCUGCCGUGUCAGCACCCUCAUUGGGUCAAAAACGCAGGGCAUCUUUGAAGAAGAAAGAAAGAAGAAAACGAAAACGCCAAGCCCUCGCCAAAGCCCAAAUCAGAGAAUCUGGUGAAAAUGGAGAUGAUUCUCCACCAGAACAAGAUGAUGAUGAAGAGGAAAGGAAGGCUGAGGAAGAAAGACGGCGCCUAGAUCAGGAGUGGCUGGAGAGGGAGAGGCUGGCCCAGCAGGAAUUCAGACUCCGGUGGGAGAGGGAAGACGCUGCAAGGAAGAGACAAGAGGAAGAGGAGGCGAGGAUAAAGCAGGAAUGGGAGGCCCAGCAGAGGAGAGAGGAAGAGGAGAAGGAGCAGAAGAAACAGGAGAAGAGAGACAGAGAGGAAGCUGUACAGAAAAUGUUGGACCAGGCUGAGAGUCAGCUGGAGAAUGGGGGUCCCUGGAGAAACCCUGAGGCUCCAGAUUUUGGUACGGAGCAAGACCGGGCUAACUGCCCCUUCUUCCUCAAAACUGGAGCCUGCCGUUUCGGCGACAGGUGCUCUCGUAAGCAUGUCCACCCCCCGUCCAGCCUUACUCUGAUGAUCCGGGGGAUGUUUGCGACUUUCGGGAUGGACCAGAGGUCACGGGACGACUACGAUACAGACGCCUGUCUGGAGCACAGCGAGGAGGAGGUACAACAGCAGUUUGUGGAUUUCUACGAGGAUGUACUUCCUGAGUUCAGGACUGCUGGCAAGGUGGUGCAGUUUAAGGUCAGCUGCAACUUUGAGCCACAUUUGAGAGGAAAUGUUUAUGUCCAGUUUGACACAGAGGAGCAGUGCAAAGAGGCCUUCAUGAUGUUCAAUGGAAGAUGGUACGCUGGUAAACAGCUCCAGUGUGAGUUCUCUCCUGUCACCAGAUGGAAGACUGCUAUAUGUGGUUUGUUCGACCGACAGAAGUGUCCGAAAGGAAAGCACUGCAACUUCCUGCACGUGUACCGUAACCCUGGAAAUGAGUUCUGGGAGGCGGACAGGGACCUGCACAUGUCCCCCGACCGGGGAGGAGGAGGUACCGGGUCUUUCGCUGGGGGCCGGUUCUCUGAGAGAAGUAACCGCUCCUCGUGGACCGAGAGGUCACAGAGCCGACGGGGGGAGAGGAGCAGGAGGAGUAGGAGCAGGGAGAGCAGAAUAGCCCAAAGGAGAGAUAGUCUUCAGAGUGACAGGUCUUGGACCAGUCGUAGCAGCACAAGACCCAGGUCGAGGAGUAGGGACAGAGACCGGCGGGAUGGGAGCAGAGAUAGGAGGGACAGAGGCAGGAGCAGGGACAGAGAUGGGAGGGACAGAGGCAGGAGCAGGGACAGAGAUGGGAGGGACAGAGGCAGGAGCAGGGACCGAGACCGGCAGGAUGGGAGCAGAGACCGAGAUGGAGAGGGAGAGGGGUGGAGGGGUUCACCCACAGAGGCUAGUAGGGGGAGAGACAGAGCAGGAGCCCUGGAGAGUCCUCUAAGAGGAAGAGACAGGGGAGCAGGAGCCCUGGAGAGUCCUCUAAGAGGAAGAGACAGGGGAGCAGGAGCCCUGGAGAGUCCUCUAAGAGGAAGAGACAGGGGAGCAGGAGCCCUGGAGAGUCCUCUAAGAGGAAGAGACAGGGGAGCAGGAGCCCUGGGAAAACAUCCCAAAAAGACAAGCAGCCAGCCAACGACAGCAGCGACACAGCUCCAUCACGCCACAAACACUCCAAAAAAAGCAAAAAGAAGAAGAGCAAGAGGAGGAAACCCAAGAGGGACAAAAAGAGCCAGUCGGCUGGGGGUCAGAGUUCAUCUGCAGAGUCAGGGAAGGAGUCUUGGGACGAGGAGAAACCCUCUCCAAACCUUGUAG